AAAAAAUCUAUAAAUACAUCUAUUUUCUACCAUUUUCUACACCUCUUCUCCAACUCUUCUCCAUCUUCAAUUCUUCAUCUUCUCGACUUCUCUUAUUAUCAUACAUUUCUACUUAUACAUCUACCAUUUUAAAGAUGGAAAGUAAUUCUUCUGUUAUGCAAAACAACUUUGAUAAGUGGAAGGACCCGAAGAUCGGACUGUGGUGGGCAACUUGCAAGUGGUGCAAGAAAGAGUGUUGCUUGGGGCGUUCACACGGAGUCGGGAUGCCAAUAAAACAUAUGAAGUCAUGUGACAAAGGUAAAACAACAACCAACGGUGGCGGAAAUCCCAAUUGAUAUUUAUUCGAAAAUGUAUUUCAUAUUGUUAUUUUUUCCUCAAUUCUCAAAUGUACUUCCUAUUUCAAAUAAAUGCACUUGAAUUUUGUUUUUAAUAACAAUUAUUAUAAUAAUAUAAUAUAUAAUUUAAA
This is a messenger RNA of Cuscuta epithymum, 466 nucleotides long. The record is from the annotation of a GenBank genome assembly. NCBI's taxonomy places the organism in Eukaryota, Viridiplantae, Streptophyta, Magnoliopsida, Solanales, Convolvulaceae.